UAGUGGUUGCAAAAUUUUUUAAUUGUGCAAUAAAAAUCUAAUUAAAUGUAAUUAUAAGGAUCUUUUUUCAAAUAAAAUGAUCCUUUAAAUGUCAUAGAUGUUAUUCCUUUUCGUUUCAUGUCUGCCGAUCGAUAAUUAAAUUAAUGAGUUAGAAGAAUUUAACAUCAAGGCAAAAUGAUAAAUGUUCAUGGUUUAAGGCGAAAUGUGAAAAACGUUGUAAAAAACUAUUCUGAUGCUCAAGUUAAAGUACGUGAAGCUACUUCGAAUGAUCCAUGGGGCCCAUCUGGAACUUUAAUGAGUGAAAUAGCUGAUUUGACUUACAAUGUUGUUGCAUUCUCAGAGAUUAUGCAAGUCAUAUGGAAAAGAUUAAAUGAUCAUGGGAAAAACUGGAAGCAUGUCUACAAAGCCCUAGUUUUGCUGGAAUAUUUGAUUAAGACUGGCUCAGAAAAGGUGACUCAACAAUGCAAAGAAAAUAUAUUUGCCAUUCAAACUUUAAAAGAUUUUCAAUACUUUGAAGAAAGCAAAGACCAAGGUGUUAAUGUUCGUGAGAAGGCAAAACAGCUGGUGGCUUUACUUAAAGAUGAUGAACGAUUAAAAAAUGAAAGAGCUAGAGCCUUAAAAGCUCGAGAACGAUUUGCCAGGGCUACAUCAUAUGUGAAGCAAGAAUCUGCUCCUAGAAUAUGUAAUAUUACUGCUAUGCCAUAUGGAUCAUCAGAGUUCAGCCAAAAUUCAUUUGAUGAAGAUAUGCUGUCUCCUGGUGCUCUUUCUCUGUCAGAACUUGAACAUGCACGUCCACAAACUGCUGGCGAAGAAGAGCUGCAACUUCAGUUGGCAUUGGCCAUGAGUAAGGAAGAAGCCGACCAAGUAGAGAGACUGAAAAGAAACGAUGACUUGCGCCUGCAGAUGGCUUUAUCUGAAAGCGAAGAAGAAUUCAAGAAACACAAGCCGGAUGGAGCUGAAGACGAGCCUCCGUCUGCAUCAGCCAUGGAGGAUUUGCUUGGCCUAAGCUUAAAUAUAAAUCAAAACUCUCAGAAUGCGAUGAUGGAUCCGUGGGGUUUGCCUCUUACUCAAUCAAAGAACUCUAAUUCAACUGACAACAUUUGGAAUCCUAGCACAGUGAUCCCUGAAAGAAACAAAAAUAUUGUUAGAAAUGAUCCAUGGAGCAAUAACUCUUUAAUGAAUUCAACAGAUGAUGUGAAUAACUGUGGUACUGGAUUUUCACCAACUCAUAAUAAUGUAUUAGAAUCAAAUGCCUUUGAUAUGAUGGGAAUGAAAAAGUCUAUUUCUGCUGAUACAUGUACUCGUCCGGCUUCCCAAGAAAAUUCAAGUUCCAUAGAUACGUUUUUGAGUACAGAUUCCAGUUUGAUAAAUUUUGAUGUGGCAGCCAGCAGAACUAGAACACUUGGCAAUCCAUUUCAAGCUGCAAAGCCAUCGCCUUUGUCCAUAAAUGAAUUAAGAGCUCAGAACGGCUCUCAAAUUUUUCAAGCUUCAGCGGAAAAUACCCUUCCAACGUCAGCAAGCAUGCCUUUGCAAAAUAUGAUGUAUACAAAUGCCUCUUACUUUAGUCAAAAUGCCACACCGUCGCAAAAUCCGUUUAAAUAAACUUAUUAUAUUUUAGAUUUAUUUAGUGGCUAAUGUCUCUGCUUAAGAGUGCAUCAUAGGUUUUAGUUAAAUGCUUACGUCAAUUUUACAAAUAAAAUGAGCACCUUAAGUUUGAAUAGUAUUGUCUUUUUUUUAACCUAUGAUCUAAAGAGCAGUUGUUCUCAAACUAUUUUAAAUUUUGACUUCUUUAUAAAUGUUAAAUUUUUUAUGAAUCUAAAGUAAAAUUGAAAUGUUGUUAUUGGACGUAGCAUCUUUUAUCUUUCUAACAAAAAAAAAAGUUUUAUUUUAACCAAACUCCAAAUUUGAACUUUUUGUUAAUUGACUUGAUAAAGUUGUAUAUAUAUACUUGUUGAAAGGCAAAACUUACAAGGGAGAAAGCUAGAUUAUUUUUGUAAUCACCUAAAACAAUGGUUCCCAACCUUUUCAACUCACAUGCUCCUUUUUGUAUAUCAUUAACUGAAAUCUCAAGUCUAUGAAGAAGGUUUUUAAACUUCAUUAAAAUGUGUUAAAUCAUUGGUGCCCAACCUGACCUGUGAGCCACAGGCAGCCCAUUUUCCUCAAUGUUAUAAAACAAACAAGUGUCCUGAGACCUUCUACAACACUGUACCAUCCCAAACAAUCUGGCAACAACCCCCAUCCAGCGCCAGAUCUAGGGGGAGCAAGCUGCCCUGGGCGUAACCUCUGGGGGUGGCAAAUUCACCCUUGUUCCAUUUGUUUUGUUGAAAUUUGAUAUACAAACUUGAGGGAGGACGGGUUAGGGCAACAGUUUCAAGAUUUACACCAACUCUGAAAAAUCGAAGAUCCGGCACUGCUCCUCCUCACAGACACUUUCCUACUAUGCUGCAUCAAUAACCCAAACCCGUUGAUGAGACAUUUAUA
This is a messenger RNA of Uloborus diversus, 2481 nucleotides long. RefSeq names its product epsin-2-like. Gene Ontology annotation, biological process: endocytosis. NCBI's taxonomy places the organism in Eukaryota, Metazoa, Arthropoda, Arachnida, Araneae, Uloboridae. The transcript is spliced from 9 exons. Gene Ontology annotation, cellular component: clathrin vesicle coat; endosome; plasma membrane. Bases 175 to 1602 code for a protein of 475 amino acids. The record is from RefSeq and is a predicted model, not a curated record. Gene Ontology annotation, molecular function: phospholipid binding; clathrin binding.